AUGGGCUAUUUCAAGUAUGGUAAAAUGAUGAAAGCCAUGGAGCUCAUAACAAGAAUGAGACGUGAUGGGAUGAGACCGAGCGGUGCUAUAUACACGACGCUAAUACGUGGUGCAAGCCAAGCCGGAAACUGGGACAUUGCCUUGGAGAUCUUUGAUGCAGAUGGUCAUGCUUUAAACGUAAUUCAGUUCAACGCUCUCAUCGAUGGGCUGAUAAAAAGUGGUAGAUGGGAUGAUGCAAAGAGACUCUUUGAUGAAAUCUCGGACAAGGGUUUGGUGCCUGAUCCAAUUACGUACAAUACAAUGAUCAGUGGCUAUUGCAAACAUGGAAAGCUAGAAGAAGCCACUGAGCUUAUAAGACGCAUGAAACAUGAGGGGCUGGAACCAGACAGUUAUACGUAUACUUCACUGAUACACGCUUCUUGCCGAGCUGGAGAUUCAGAUGCUGCUCAAGAUAUCUUCAAUGCAAUACGCAAGUCUGGUCAAUCUCCCGACAUAUUUCAGUUCAAUGCUCUCAUCAGUGGUCUCAUAAAAAAUGGGAAGCUGGAUGACGCAAAGAGACUCUUUGAUGAAAUCCAGAACAUGGGAUUGGUGGCAGAUGUGGUAACGUACAAUAUAGUUAUCGAUUCCCUCUGCAAACAUGAGAUGCUAUCAGAAGCCAGAGCAUUGUUCUAUGAAUUAGAAUCAAAGGGUUGUUCACCCGAUUCUGUUAUGUUCAACACCGUUAUAACUGGCUUCCUUCAACUGAACAAGGUUAAAGAUGCUGUCCCGCUUCUUGAGAGCAUGCUCGAUAGGAAAUUCACCCCAGACAUUGGGGUUAAACACAGACUGCAUCGAGUUCUUGCUCGUCCUGAUGCUCGUAAAGCCCUUCAGCCACUUCUAGACACUUACGGGGAGAACAUUUUCGAGUGA
Molecule: messenger RNA, 909 nt
Organism: Brassica oleracea var. oleracea
Lineage: Eukaryota; Viridiplantae; Streptophyta; Magnoliopsida; Brassicales; Brassicaceae
Product: pentatricopeptide repeat-containing protein At1g63400-like
Exons: 1
Coding region: 1-909 (302 amino acids)
Molecular function (GO): protein binding
Source: RefSeq, a predicted model, not a curated record